This is a messenger RNA of Penicillium subrubescens, 792 nucleotides long. Its product is annotated as putative EF-hand calcium-binding domain protein. NCBI's taxonomy places the organism in Eukaryota, Fungi, Ascomycota, Eurotiomycetes, Eurotiales, Aspergillaceae. Bases 1 to 792 code for a protein of 263 amino acids. The record is from RefSeq and is a predicted model, not a curated record. The transcript has 2 exons. Gene Ontology annotation, cellular component: cytoplasm; nucleus.
AUGAAGGUCCUUUGCCUCCAUGGAAAGGGCACCAGUGGCGCCAUUUUCCGAUCGCAGACCUCAUCAUUCCGCUCGAGAUUGGCGGACCAGGACAUCGAAUUCGAUUUCCUAGACGGUCCAUUUGAAAGCAGCCCUGCUGCCGGAGUGGACUUGUUUUAUGAUCCGCCUUAUUACUCUUGGUGGCAGCAGAAUGGCUCAGCUGAGGAAGUCCGGGCCGCGGUCGCCGAGUUGAAUGAAUAUAUCGAAGAGAAUGGCCCCUACGACGCGGCAAUGAUGUUUUCGCAGGGUUGUGUUCUUGGUUCUGCUGCUCUGCUUCUACAUCAAGAAGAAACGCCGCAUCUACCGGCGCCUUUCAAAACGGCUAUCUUUAUCUGUGGCGGUCCUUCUAUGUCGAUUCUCGAGGAACUUGGGUUCCACAUUUCCGCCAAAGCGCGUGAGCGGGAUGUGACAUCUAGGGAUGCAUUGACGAAGCAGGCUGGCAAUUCUGCAAUCCUUACGCAGGGCGCUGCUCGUUGGUCGGGACUGGAGUCCCUGAAUGGAGAUCUCUCGGAACAGCAAUUGCGGAAUGAAAUUGAAUGCCCGUUCCGUAUUGCGAUACCUACGGUCCAUAUAUAUGGCUCUAGGGAUCCUCGGUAUGCCGCCGGAGUGCAUCUGUCUGCGAUCAGUACGCCUGAGAGAAGGAAGACAUACAAUCAUGAAGGAGGGCAUGAAAUUCCUCGUGUUAAGGAAGUUAGUGAUACUAUUGCGGAGCUUGUGCGGUGGGCUUUGGCGGAAGAGCCAACUGCUGGCUGA